AUGGCUGCCUUUAAUUUAGUAAUGAACUUGUAUGGGCAAUCAAGUUCCAUUAAUGUCAAGAUGUUUGUCACCACACUCACGGGGAAGGCCCAGGAGUGGUUUACCAGCCUACCGCCCGGUAGCAUAAAGUCGCACGCACAAUUGAUGCAGAAGUUCACCUUCCAUUUCGCAAGUAAAAGGAAGCAAAAGAGAUCUGCCACCUACCUAUUCACCAUUCGGCAGAGGGAUAAUGAGACAUUGAAAAACUUUAUGGGAACGCUCAACAAUAAGACCUUGGAGGUACAGGAUUUGAGAAUAGACAUGAUGGUUAGUAUCCUAAUCCACGGUCUGAAGAAAGGGCCAUUCGCCUCGGCACUAGCAAGGGAUCCGCCAACGGAUGUAGAGCAGCUGAUGCGCUUGGCGCAGAAGUAUAUUGAUCAAGAAGAAAUGAACGCGAUAAAAGAUGGAGAAUGGCUAGGCAGUGGGGAUAGAGGUAGAGAUGGAGAUCGUGUGAGAGGAGAAGGAGAUAAGAGGUAA
Molecule: messenger RNA, 516 nt
Organism: Sesamum indicum (sesame)
Lineage: Eukaryota; Viridiplantae; Streptophyta; Magnoliopsida; Lamiales; Pedaliaceae
Source: RefSeq, a predicted model, not a curated record